AGCGGGCGGAAGUGGAAGGCUAUUUCUCUCUGCCCCGUCUUCCCUUUCCCCCAAACCAGGAGGGCGGAAUUGGUCCUGAUCCCGCGGGGGGAGGAAUGGGACGGACUCAGAGACCGAACUACAAAUCCCACGGAAGUGGACUGUACCGGAAGCCGGGUCGAGAGGUCGCACGCACGGAGCAGGGCGGGGCUUAGCACCGGAGCAGCGCGGAGCGGCGGACCGGACCUGACCGGACCAUCAUGGCGGACCUGAUCCAGAAGAAGCUGCAGGGCGAGCUGGAGAAAUACCAGCAGCUGCAGAAAGAUCUCAGCAAGUCCAUGGCGGCGCGGCAGAAACUGGAGGCACAGUUGACUGAGAACAACAUUGUCAAGGAGGAGCUGGGGCUGCUGGAUGCGACCAACACCGUCUACAAGCUGAUUGGCCCGGUGCUGGUGAAACAGGACAUGGACGAGGCUAAAGCCACCGUCAGCAAGCGGCUGGACUACAUUGCUGGGGAGAUCAAGCGCUACGAGAUACAGAUGCAGGAGUCUGAGAAGAAGGCAGAACAGCAGCGGGAGGUGCUGGCCCGGCUGCAGCAGGAGUAUCAGCGAGCCCAGGGCAAGGGGGCUGCCAAGGCAUGAGCCAGUGCGGGGGAGGGGCUGUAUUUAAGUUUUUCACUGUUUGAAAUAAAGAGGUGAUGCACAAAC
Molecule: messenger RNA, 686 nt
Organism: Emys orbicularis (European pond turtle)
Lineage: Eukaryota; Metazoa; Chordata; Testudines; Emydidae
Gene: PFDN6
Product: prefoldin subunit 6
Exons: 5
Coding region: 240-620 (126 amino acids)
Biological process (GO): chaperone-mediated protein complex assembly; protein folding
Cellular component (GO): cytoplasm; prefoldin complex
Molecular function (GO): protein-folding chaperone binding
Source: RefSeq, a predicted model, not a curated record